Molecule: messenger RNA, 3819 nt
Organism: Anguilla anguilla (European eel)
Lineage: Eukaryota; Metazoa; Chordata; Actinopteri; Anguilliformes; Anguillidae
Product: TSC22 domain family protein 2-like
Exons: 3
Coding region: 689-2683 (664 amino acids)
Biological process (GO): regulation of transcription by RNA polymerase II
Source: RefSeq, a predicted model, not a curated record
ACAUAGCUAGCCAUCUUGUCGAGUGAGAGAGGGAGGGAAGCAGUUUGUGAAUUUCAGUUCCCUGGGAGUCUGUGAAAAAGAAGAGAACCAGUCUUGGAAAGCUGAACCACACAGAUUCCCUAUCUUUCGUAUCAUAACGGGAGUUAGAGGAUAUACAAGGAGUAAGGGCUUAAGAUAUACGUGUCUUUCAGGAUGUCUUAUAUGCAUGUUCUCAGAUAGAAAAAGUGGUAGCUAGCUAGCAGGCUAAUACCGAAGAGUGGUGGAGAGCGGGCCCGCCAGCUGAAGUAGCUAGCUGUAGCAACUGCGGAGCUGUAGCUAGCUAGGUAGCCUGUUAUCUGCGACAGCGGCCUGCUGGCAACUCCGGAGCCGGGACACAAUCUGGCAGAGCAGGCCGGCUUUGACGGAUCAGAGGAAAGGGAAAAAGCUGUCAGGAGGAAACGGAUCAGUUUGGAAGGAACUGGAUCUCCCGAGUUCGCAAGGUUUGGUCUUGUAUUUUUUUUAAAUAUAUUUUUUGCUAAGUCAGAAAAUGCAACAGGAGAGAAGAGGGAAGGAGAUGACGUAGCUACAAUCUUCUCGCUAACAGUUAAAAACUGUGAAAUUGUUACCAUAUAUUUUACGUCAGCAUUUUUGUACAACUUGGAGAAGUCUGUCCGCUUAUUACAGAGGAUAUAUUCCAUAGGUUUUCAAAAUGUCUAAAAUGCCGGCGAAAAAGAAGAGCUGUUUCCAAAUCACUAGCGUGACACAGGCUCAGGUAGCGGCAAGCAGCAUCACUGACGACACCGAGAGUCUGGACGAUCCAGACGAAUCACGGACCGAGGACGUGUCAUCGGAAAUAUUCGAUGUAUCCCGGGCCGAUUAUGAACCGGAGAUGUGUGACAUUAGUUCAUCAGAAGAAACCUUAAAUAACGUAGUGGAGACGGAGACGCAUAUACCUCAAGAUGGGCAGCUACCGACAGUAUCGGGUCCUCCGAACGGGGGUUUUGCUUAUAGAAAUGUAGGGGUGGCAGGUGUAGCUCUUGUCAAUCAGCAUGUUGUGGGCGCCUCAGGUCCAACGGGCCAGCUCCCUACCACCGUAGCCGGAGUUACACAGCACCCUGCACCGGUCGCCUCUGGUGGUGUCAGUAAUGCGUCAGUGACCGCGGCCCAGCCCACCGCAGCCGUCAGCUCGGUCAGUUCAACAACGACCUCUACCACCAGUUGCAGUUCACGUUUCAGGGUCAUCAAACUUGAUCACGGUACAGGGGAGCCCUUCAGAAGGGGCAGGUGGACUUGCAUGGAGUUCUACGAGCGAGACUCUGAAGGCUCCGUCAUCACCAGGACUGUGGAUAGCAUUCGACACGCCAACGCCUUGGACCACAGCGCGGACAGGGACAGCGGGCUCGGAGCGACGGGAGGCUCGGUGGCAGCCCCCACCACGCUCUCCGGACCGGGGCCCGACCCCGCUGCCUCGGACUGCGCCUACGCCAGCGGCCCUCACCUGCACCCGGAGCCCCUGCCGCAGAGUUACUGCGCGGGGCCUCAGGCCCACGCUGGAGCCUUCCAGCCGGCCGGCUACCCCACCGUCCCCAGCAGUAUAGCGGUGACCAUUCAGGCCCAAGGCGCCGUUCAGCCAAUGGCGCCUCAGAGCCUCGUUCCCCCCGGGACCAAUGGCGUGCACCCGAGCCUUUCCCUGCAGCACGUGCAGAAAUCUCCCAGCAUGCUUUCUGCCGGUCAGGCCCAGCAGUUUGGGUAUUCGGCCCAGCAGCAGCAGCACCAGCAGUUUCUCUCUGGUCAGCUGCUGGGCCAACCCUCGCUGGCUCCCCCAGGACAGGCGGAGUACAGGCCGCAGCACCUGCCCGCCCAGACCCUCUCCGUGGGGCAGCCGGUCAGCCAGGGCCCGUCUCCGGUCAUGACCCCCGCCACCGGGGUGGCCCCAGGCCUCGGGCCCCAGCCCGGGGACGGGUCGGGGCUCCCCGCCCCCCAGGGUCUCCUGCAGCAGCCCGGGGGCAGCGGGAUGGCGUCCGCUCUGUAUCAGCCCCCGGGGGCGUCCGCGGGGGGGCCCCACGCGGCGGUCUCUGGCGUCCAGAGCGCGGGGGCGUCUGCAGGCGGGCCCGGCGCUCAGGCGGGCGUGCCGAACCACGUCCCCGCUCCCGCGGCGCAGUCCCCGCUGAGCCAGUCCCAGGGGCCCCGCGCCGUUGUGGCCCCUGGGCCGCCGGGUGUCGCGACUGGCCUCGGCCAGGGAGAGAACGCUCGCAGGAAGUCGGACACGCCGCCUCAGCCCCUCGCCGUCUCCGGGAAGGACCUGAUCAAACCGCUAAUCCCAGAAGGCCUUGCGCUUGGCACACCUACCGUGAACAGCCUGUUUGGAAUACCCAUCAACAUCGACGGGGACGAGGAUGGGGCAUCUGGAGCAAGUGUUGUUGCCAUUGACAACAAAAUAGAACAAGCAAUGGAUCUAGUGAAGAGCCACCUGAUGUAUGCGGUGCGGGAGGAGGUGGAGGUCCUGAAGGAGCAGAUCAAAGAACUUUACGAGAGGAACUCUGUGCUGGAGCGGGAGAACGCCGUGCUCAAGUCCCUGGCCAACAGCGACCAGCUCUCCCAGCUCUCCCUGCAGCCCGGCAACCCCACCGGAGCCACGCCGCCCCCCCAGCAGCAGCAGCAGCCGGAGGCCCCGCCCCCCCAGCCCAACGUCUCCUCGGCGUGAAGGCGACCCUUCGGCCCGCGCGCAGGCGAGGGGACAGCCGUUACCGACGACGACGACGGCGACGAAAAGAGGCCACCGCCCUCAGACUCGAACCGUUAAAAAACAAAAAAGGAAAAAAAAAAACAAAAGAAAAAAAAUCUCAAACUAAAAUAGAUCCGUCUGUAUCUUGUCUGCCGCCCGCUUCGAAAAAAAAAAUGUGAAGAUCCGCCGCUUCAGUGUGUGUGUGUGUGUGUGUGUGUCCGCGCGCCGCCCGGCCUUCCACGAGGACCCGGGCGAUGGUCCCGCGGGGGGGGGGGGCGUUUCUGUGGGCUCCCCCUCGCGUUGGCGCUCGGGCGAGGGGGCGGGAUCUGGGGCGGGGCCCGGCGGACCGGGAGGAGAGCUCGCGGGAUCAGCGAGGGGGAUCCGUUUCGGGAUCCGCUCCUCGCCGUCACCCCCACCUCGCCCCAACCACCCCCCCCCCCGCCCAGCCUUCGCGACGGGGGGUGAGGGGUGCGGCUCGCACGGGAGAAGAGCGGAAAGAAUCACAGCGGAGGGGGUGGGGGGGAGACUAUCUUGCGGAGGAGGAGGAGGAGGAGGAGGAGGAGGAUGAGGAGGACUGGGGCCUUGCUGUUUCACGCUGUUGGAAGUGCCAGUCUGUCAGUAGAGCCACCGCACUUUUGACAUGCGUCCAAUCCGUCACACACCAGUUCAGUUUCACUGUUUGCGUUUAUUUAUUACAGGGCUGCUAUUUUCAUAAUGUAAAUGAACAGUGUUCCAGAAUCAGUUUAAUGCGAAUACUUAUUGUUUUUGAAACCUUUGAAAUAUGUAAUUGGUCAUGCAAUGGAUGGGGUGGAGUAUUGCAAAAACUAGUUAACGAUGUAGGCAAUAAUAAAGACAAAUUUUGGUGUAGUUCUAACACUAAUGGCAAUUUUACUUUGGGAUUGUUUAUUUACAAACAGUAGUUCAGUUCCAGUUUUGAAUGUACAGUUGUAUAGAGUGUAAAGUAUUAAGAGCAUCGAAAGUUUGUACAGGUAAGCAUCAGUUCUUGUGAUAUGAAAUCUUAAAUGAAUAUUUGGUGGGAUAUUUUGAUGAAGAAAACUGUUUGCUUCUGUCACUCGUUUCUUUGUCUGAGAGCGGAGAGGUAAUUGCCAUACUUG